CUACGGGGUCGUUAUGGCAACUGCACGGGCAAAGGGAAGGACCCGCCCUGUCCCCGGGGCUGCGGAGGCAGAGGCACCCAGCAGUAGGUGUGAGCUGAUCUUGCCUGGCUCCUGCAGUAGCCUGGCUCUCUGGUGUCUGAUGAUGAGUGUGACCCCGACCAGGGGAUGCCUCCUGGACCUGCCCUGGGAAGACAUCUUGGUUCCACAUAUCCUCUGUCAUCUGCCACUGCAGCAACUCCUGAGCCUGCAGAGGGUCAGCAAGUCAUUCCAGUCUCUCAUCCAACUGUACCUGGCCAACAUGCGCUGCUUUGACUCAAGCCAGAUUGGACCUGCCAUCCCUCGAGCCGCUUUUGUUAACCUGUUGAAGGACAACGAAGUUCUGCAGCAGCUGGCACUCCAGAACUGCUCUGACUGGCUGACGGACCGGGAGCUGCUCCCUGUCAUUGGGCAGAACCACCACCUGCACCAGAUCCAGCUGAAGGGCUGCGCCCAGCUCAGCCGCCACGCGCUCGUGGCCAUCUCGCUGAGCUGCCCCAACCUGCGCCAGCUCUCCCUGGCUCACUGUGAGUGGGUGGACAGCCUGUCCCUGCGCAGCCUGGCUGACCACUGCAAGGCGCUGGAGGCUGUGGACCUGACGGCCUGUCGCCAGCUGAAGGACGAGGCCAUCUGCUACCUGGUGCAGAAGUGCAGCAGGCUCAAGUCUCUGUCACUGGCUGUCAAUGCCAACGUGGGCGACGUGGCAGUCGAGGAGACUGCCAAGUGCUGCCCAGAGCUGGAGCAUUUGGACCUCACGGGGUGUCUGCGAGUCAAGAAUGACUCCAUCAGGGUCUUGGCUGAGUACUGUCCCAAGUUGCGCUCGCUGAAGGUCAAGCAUUGCCACAACGUGGCCGAGUCCAGCUUGGGCAUCCUCCGAAGCCGUGGGGUGGAGCUGGAUGUGGAGCCUCCGCUGCAGAGGGCUCUCGUUCUGCUGCAGGAUGUGGUUGGCUUCGCCCCUUUCAUCAACCUUCAGAUCUAGAACUGCUGCUGCUGGGGAGGGGGGGACUGACACAAUGCUGGGAUCCCAGAAGGACGUGGGAACUGGCUGCUGUGGAGAUGUGCAGAGGGAGAGGUCAGUCCCAUCGGUGAGGCUGGCCUGAGUGGGGCUCAUUCUUUCCUCUGGGGCUGUUUAGCAGCCACUGAGUGUUCAUAAGUGGACUUCAUUGGUGCCUCUGGGGAAAGUCACUCCCUCUGCAGUGGCGUGGAAAGAGCGAGUGAUUUGCAGGAACACCAUGGUGCUGAAUAGGCCUUGGUCAGGCCAGCUAAUAGAUAGGAUUUAUUAUUUGUUGUAUUUUAAAUCUUUAAGCAGAGCUGUCCAGAAAGCAGGGGAGUGUUUGAUGGGGACUGUCCCCUGGGGUGGGUGUGCAGGGCAUGCCAGCAGAGCUGUGGAACAAACCAGACCAGCUGGAGCAGAAGGAAUAGCUACCAGCCCUCCUCUUGGGAGAGGGCAGGCCCCUCUGGGUUCUGGGAGGAGGGCAGUGAGCCUAGCUCCAGCCCAUAGCCACUGGCUAGCCUGGCACCAAAGGACUAGCAUGGCCCCAGUGCAG
This is a messenger RNA of Ficedula albicollis (Collared flycatcher), 1583 nucleotides long. RefSeq names its product F-box and leucine-rich repeat protein 15 (gene FBXL15). The coding region runs from base 14 to 1015 and encodes 333 amino acids. The transcript has 4 exons. Lineage: Eukaryota; Metazoa; Chordata; Aves; Passeriformes; Muscicapidae. Gene Ontology annotation, biological process: SCF-dependent proteasomal ubiquitin-dependent protein catabolic process. Gene Ontology annotation, molecular function: protein binding. The record is from RefSeq and is a predicted model, not a curated record. Gene Ontology annotation, cellular component: SCF ubiquitin ligase complex.